ACGUUCCAUCAGCCAAUCAGCGCUCAGCCUCACCUCAGCGCACUGGAGCUCCGCGCGGUGUCAUCGUAAACUGUAGGCUAUUCAUCAGUACAUCUACGCUACGCUUCAGCUGACGCGCCCAGCCGCACCAUACUCGCCUAAGAAAAUGACUUUGAAGGCUGAAUUUGAGCAAUAUGCAGAGGAUGUAAAGAAAGUGAAGACCAGACCUAAUGACCAGGAGCUGCGGGAUUUGUAUGGCUUCUACAAGCAAGCUAUCAUUGGGGACAUUAAUAUCGAUAAACCUGGAAUACUGGAUAUGAAAGGGAAAGCCAAAUGGGAGGCAUGGAAUUUAAGGAAAGGUAUGUCAAAUGAGGAUGCCAUGAAUGCCUACAUUUCGCUGGCCAAGGAAGUUAUUGAAAAGUAUGGAAUGUGAUGGGGGAAAACAUCUUAGUUUUACAUAUUAUAAAAGUUAAUUAACUAUUAAAAAGCUGCAAGAUUUAAACAAUGAAGUAGUUUUUUAUUUCAUCUUUUUUAUGUAAUACAAAUUAUCAGAUUAAAAGAUAGGUAGUGAUACCACCUGAUAAUCUCAUUGAUAUCUCAUUACCAAUCAGAUGAGACUUAAAGAUGUAAGCAUAAUCGUUGUUUUAUAUAUAUAUAUAAAAAUGAGUCAUUGAAUAAAGCUGUCAAAUAUCA
Molecule: messenger RNA, 672 nt
Organism: Megalobrama amblycephala (Wuchang bream)
Lineage: Eukaryota; Metazoa; Chordata; Actinopteri; Cypriniformes; Xenocyprididae
Gene: acbd7
Product: acyl-CoA binding domain containing 7
Exons: 4
Coding region: 146-412 (88 amino acids)
Biological process (GO): fatty acid metabolic process
Molecular function (GO): fatty-acyl-CoA binding
Source: RefSeq, a predicted model, not a curated record